This is a messenger RNA of Pecten maximus, 1443 nucleotides long. RefSeq lists its product as uncharacterized. NCBI's taxonomy places the organism in Eukaryota, Metazoa, Mollusca, Bivalvia, Pectinida, Pectinidae. The record is from RefSeq and is a predicted model, not a curated record.
UACAGAACAACCAAAUGUGGAACAUGGAAGGGAUGCUGACAGUACUGAAGACGAAGAUGAUGACUACAUUCCAGAAAGUGAUUAUAGCAGUAGCGAAGACGACAUGACAAAUACAAGAAAGUUACAUACAUGUAUUGAGAACUUGGAGGGAAAAGUAACAGCAAAUGGGGAACAAACUGGUCCAGUGAAGGAAAAUGAUAAUACUGACCUUCUGGAGAAGACACCAGAUCUAGAAACAGCGUCAAACAAGGAUACAUCAAGUAUAUGUACAGAACAACCAAAUGUUGAACAUGGAAGGGAUGCUGACAGUACUGAAGACGAAGAUGAUGACUACGUUCCAGAAAGUGAUUAUAGUAGUAGCGAAGACGACAUGACAAAUACAAGAAAGUUACAUACAUGUAUUGAGAACUUGGAGAGAAAAGUAACAGCAAAUGGGGAACGAACUGGUCCAGUGAAGGAAAAUGAUAAUACUGACCUUCUGGAGAAGACACCAGAUCUAGAAACAGCGUCAAGCGAGGAUACAUCAAGUAUAUCGACAGUCUAUCCAUCAACCACCACUCCCCAAGUUAUCAUUCAAGAACGCUUCAGUAAAUGCCAAGUUAAACAGCAGAAGUACUUUUCAUGUUUAUAUUGUGAAACAUUAGUGACCAAGUUACCUCGUCAUCUGGAAAGAAGGCAUCCAUUUGAGGACAAGGUAAAGGAAGCUUUGCAACUACCAAAGGGUUCUAAUGAACGGAGACUUGCGUGGCUGGCAAUUCAACAGGAAGGCAAUUAUAAUCACAAUUAUAAUGUUCUGUCAAAAGGAAGUGGUCUGCUCAUUCCGAAGUAUCGUGCCAGAGAACACCAACAUAAAUCAGUUGAGGACUAUGUACCUUGUGACAUCUGUUUCGGACUAUAUGUAAAAAAAGAUCUUUGGAAACAUCACAUGAAAUGUAGAAUAUCCAGAAUGGAUACAGGCACUAGUACUUCAACUUCAAAGAAACAGAAACCUGUUGCAAAUGGCAAACUAUUGUUGCCAAAGAAAGCGGAGACAGAUGUGAAUGAUAACAUUUUGUUAAAAAUGAGAAAUGAUGAAGUAAAGUCUGUAAUUCUGAAAGAUACUACACUACUUAACUUUGCAUGUAGGAUGUAUGAACAAAAUGGACAUCUGCAACACCCUCACCAGUAUUUAGCACAGAGGCUAAGAGAGUUAGGUAGGAUGUUAUUGGCUAUACAAGAGAAAAGUCCAUCUGUUGACACUAUUGAGAAGUGUUUGGAUCCUUCAAACUGGGAGGAAGUUAUUGUUGCUGUAAGAUCUGUAGCUGGCUUUAACUCCAAAACAAACCAAUACACAAUACCUACCCUUCCAUUACGAGUGGGACAGAGUCUGGUAAAAUGUGCAAAACUCUUGAAAACCAAAAGCAUUGUGAUCAGCAAUGAAGAAUUGCGCAAGAAAAUGGAAGG